Molecule: messenger RNA, 1964 nt
Organism: Erinaceus europaeus (western European hedgehog)
Lineage: Eukaryota; Metazoa; Chordata; Mammalia; Eulipotyphla; Erinaceidae
Gene: SNTG2
Product: syntrophin gamma 2
Exons: 18
Coding region: 66-1829 (587 amino acids)
Cellular component (GO): intracellular anatomical structure; dystrophin-associated glycoprotein complex
Molecular function (GO): structural molecule activity; protein binding
Source: RefSeq, a predicted model, not a curated record
UACGCGCGCGGGGCCCCGCGCUGAGCUCGCCGGCCCGGAGCUCCAUCUCCGCCGCAGGGGCGGUGAUGAGCGCCGAAGGACAGCCGCCCCCGGCCGUCCCCCGAGGGCGCCCAGGCCGCUUGCUGGUGCCCGAGAGGACAAAAACUGGCAUUGCAUUGUUGUACCAUGAGGGGUCUGAAAAUGCCUAUGACAUCCGACUGAAGCUAACAAAAGAGGUACUAACAAUUCAAAAACAAGAUGUCGUCUGUGUUAGUGGGAGCAAUCGCAGUGCAAAUCACAGAACUGUUACACUUCGCAGACAGCCUGUUGGCGGCUUGGGCCUGAGUAUAAAGGGAGGUGCUGAGCAUGGAGUCCCUGUUGUCUUAUCAAAGAUAUUCAAAGACCAUGCAGCUGACCAAUCAGGGAUGUUGUUCAUAGGAGACGCUGUACUACAGGUUAAUGGCAUUAAUGUAGAAAAUGCAACCCAUGAAGAAGUGGUGCACCUUUUGAGAAAUGCUGGCAAUGAAGUGACCCUCACUGUUGAGUAUCUCAGGGAAGCACCAUCAUUCCUGAAGCUCCCACUCGAGCAUGCAUUGAGAGCCUCUCUGUUGGGAGCUGUCCUUGUCAAAUACAAAAGGAUUCUAAGGGACAAGCUCCUCAGAAGCAAAAAUCCUGCCAGUGACUUAAAUAUGAUAAAGGAUGACACAGAAGUAUCUGGUGGAUGGAGAGGGUCCCCAGGACCAUCCAGUGACCACAGCAGCGGGGCCUCAUCCCCUCUCUUUGACAGUGGCUUGCAUUUAAAUGGGAACUCCAGCAACACAGCUCCAUCAUCACCUUCCUCGCCCAUAGCUAAUGAACCAAAAUAUGAGAAGCGCUGGCUAGACACCUUGUCAGUUCCUCUGUCUAUGGCACGAAUAUCAAGGUACAAAGCUGGAACGGAAAAAUUAAGGUCCAAUGCAUUCGAGGUGCUGGCCCUGGAUGGAGUCAGCUCUGGAAUUCUCCAGUUUUACACAGCCCAAGAGAGUGCUGACUGGCUGAGAGCAGUGUCAGCAAACAUCAGUGAUCUGACGCUACAGAACAUGAAAAUGGCAAAUAAAUGCUGUUCUCCUUGUGACCAGGUUGUGCAUAUGGGGUGGGUCACUGAGAGACUCGAAGGUGCCGGCUCUUCUCAAAUCUUCAGAUCCAAGUUCUUGGCCCUGAAAGGUUGCUCCUUCUACAUUUUCAGCACUCCUCCGGUGAGCACAUUAGACUGGGUACGAGCAGAAAAAUCCUAUAACCUCUGUGAGGUACUAUUUAAAGUUCACAAGUUCUGGCUUACAGAUGACUGCUGGUUACAAGCAAACUUAUACCUGGGACUUCAUGACUUUGACUUUGAAGAAAAGAAGCCGUACUGUUUCAGUGUCAUGGUCAGUCAUGGAAAGAGUCACGUCUUCAAUGUGGAACUUGGAAGCGAGCUUGCUGUGUGGGAAAAAUCAUUCCAAAGAGCCACAUUCAUGGAAGUGCAGAGAACUGGGUCCAAAACUUACAUGUGCACCUGGCAAGGAGAGAUGCUUUGUUUCACGGUGGAUUUCGCUUUGGGAUUCACCUGUUUUGACAGUAAGACAAAGAAUGUACUCUGGAGGUUUAAAUUCUCUCAACUUAAGGGAUCUUCAGAUGAUGGAAAAACUCGAGUAAAGCUGCUAUUUCAGAAUCUAGACACCAAACAAAUUGAAAUGAAGGAGCUGGAGUUUCAGGACCUCACAGGCGUUCUACACUGUAUACACUCCUUUAUAGCAGCAAAGGUGGCCUCCGUGGACCCUAUGUUCAUCGACAGUCAGAGUGUCACAAGAAGAUACAUGUACAGCAACUAAAACUGCUUCUGCUGAGUGCUGAAAAUUAAAUUAUUUUCUUAAGAAAUGAAUCUUUCCUGCACAACACUGCAACUUUGUGUGAUUUUAUAAUGAGCCUAUAGUUGUGAUACCAAUAAAAUAUGUCACUAGUUUCCA